Molecule: messenger RNA, 3828 nt
Organism: Podarcis muralis (Common wall lizard)
Lineage: Eukaryota; Metazoa; Chordata; Lepidosauria; Squamata; Lacertidae
Gene: METTL4
Product: methyltransferase 4, N6-adenosine
Biological process (GO): methylation
Cellular component (GO): cytosol; nucleus
Molecular function (GO): site-specific DNA-methyltransferase (adenine-specific) activity; RNA methyltransferase activity; nucleic acid binding
Source: RefSeq, a predicted model, not a curated record
GAGCGCCUAAACCACGUGACCGUGCCUUACGUACGGCAAGGUGGCUGCGCCCAUGGGAGCGAAGCUUCAUGGCUGUGCGGUUUUCCGUCGUGGGUCUCCCCCGUGGCGCUGGCGUUGUAGCCGUGGCAUUGGGUUGGGUUGCUGGGUUGCUCUGAUGACCUGUCUGACUUUAAUGCGCUCGUUUCCGGGAGUAAACUCUGUCGAGCUCAAUGCGAUUUGGCUUCCUAGUAAACGUAUUUGUAGGUUUCCUGCACGAGCCCCCACGGCACAGAUCUCUCUUCAGCCACGAACUCGCUAGGCAGUCUCGAAAUGGUGACAGUAACGCUGUUCUACCCUAUGGUAGGGAUUAGAAUAAGAUAAUGUAUAUUAGCCUCUCUAAAAUCAGCCCUCGAAAGUGCUUUACGAGUGAAAUUGCCACAUACAUCUUCCCUUCUGUCCUUCAGUAUAGCAAGCAGUUUUAUUUAUCCUGCCUUUUGCUGUUAGUGAUUUGGGUUUGCCUUGCCCAAUAGUCUCCCCUCUAGGUGUUUUGAUUACGAUCUCAUUGGAAGUUUUACUGUUGCCUGUGCUACAGAUGACUGCAGUUAACUAGAAUACCUUAAAAUGUCUUGUGUGCAGACAUUCUUGUAAGUGCUAAUGAUAACUUUGCUUAAGGGUGUUGGGGCAGUCUGAAUGACUUGUUUUGGACAACUUCCAGGAGGGAAUACUUUUGCAGGAAAAAGAGCAAGGAGUUUUUUGGUAUCUGGAAAGGCCCGCAAAAACUUAAGUUUAAAUUUCAUGUACAUUUCCAGCUAUUCUAAAAUAGGUGUCAGAGUUUGUAACAUGAUGUGCUGCUCUCAGACUAGAUUUGCACAUUGUUGCUGCCAUAAUAGUGCAUAACAUGUUGCAUAAAAAGCUUGGAACAUUUUUUCUACAAAUACAAAGUUGACUUUUAAGUACGAUUUGCUAAAAUGGUUAAAAACUUGAAAUUUACUUAAAGCAAUAAAGCUGGAUAAAUGAGGUACAUUCUCCCUUGGUUUUUAAACAUAAUUGGCAUCCAAGUGAUAAACAAUUUAUUUCUGUUAAUUUCAAUUAUAGUUGCUUUUAAGUAGGUGCAAUUAUGAUAAACUAGUGAUGUAAACAAAUGCAUUACAUGGGUUGAGAACAUGAUUUAGUCUCAUUAUUACAUUCUCUCUCUCUUGCAUAUUCAAGAGAUACUGAUUUAUUUAUUUAUGUUGAAUCCACUUGGAAGAACAGUACACUGAAAAACAGGAAUAGCAGGGAAUGUCUGUUGUUUGUCAUCUAUCAGCCGGGUGGCUACUGGACCACCUCUCCUUCAUAAACAAAGCUAACUACCAGCUAUGCCAUUCCCAUGAUCAUUCUGGCUUGGCCUUUGUUGAUGAUCCUGCUACUGCUGCUUCCUCAGAUGGGGCUCUCAUUGAGGCUGCUAGAAGCCUAGAUGCUAAAAAUUCUUGCAGAAAAGAUUCUGUUGAUGAGAUCAAGGCCCCAGAAGAAAAAGCAAGUCUAAUGGUAAAGAAUACAUAUGUUUUUCGGGAAGAAUUUUUUAAUGUACUGAAGCCACAUGGAGUUGCAAACAAUCAAAUGGAACUCCAGCAAAAGGGAUCUGAGGCUGGUCUAGGAAAUGGUGGAUCAGAACAGCAAGAAAGAGUCAGGACGAAUGGCUCUUACUAUACUGCUAAAGCCAAAAAGAAACGAAAAAGAAGCAGUGAACUUAACCAUGGUGAACGUGAUGCUUUAGAAUACCAUUUAAAGAUCAGAGGCUUGAUUUUGGAUGGUACCAGGAGUUUAGUCCAGGAGGGGCUUAGAAGUGGUUUCCUCCAGCCUAGCUCUUCAAAACAAAUUUGUGCCAAGACUCCUGUUAUAGAACACAGUAGUUUAUCUGAAUUAUGUGAGAUGGCAAAGCAGUUUCCUUCAGUGAAUGAAACAGAACAAAGAGCUGUAUGCAUGAUAAGUGAGGACUCCUGUGUUCCAGAGCAAGUUCAGGUUUCCUGUGUUACAGAAAACACCACAAACUAUGCAAAGAUAAUAACAUUAAUGGGACAGAAGUACCUAUUUCCUCCCAAAAGUGCUUUCCUUUUAUCUGAUAUUUCUGUUAUGCAGCCACUCCUGGACUAUAAAAAAAAGUUUGGCAUAAUUAUAAUAGAUCCACCAUGGGAGAACAAGUCUGUUAAAAGAAGUAACAGGUACAAUUACUUGUCCCAUUGGCAAAUCAAGCAAAUUCCUGUGCCAGCGCUGGCGGCCCCAGGUUGUCUUGUGGUCACUUGGGUGACUAACCGACAGAAGCAUUUAUGUUUUGUGAAGAAUGAACUCUAUCCCCAUUGGUCUGUGCGUGGAGUGGUGGAGUGGUUCUGGGUGAAAAUUACAAAGUCUGGAGAGUUUGUAUUUCCAUUAGACUCUUUUCACAAGAAGCCUUAUGAAGUUCUUGUAUUGGGAAGAGUCCAGCAAAAUACAGAUGUGCCAUUAAGUAGGAUUUCAGAGGAUGACAUGCCUCAAAUUCCUGAUCAGAAAUUAAUUGUGAGUGUACCUUGCAACCUUCACUCACACAAACCACCUCUGACAGAGAUUCUAAAAGGAUAUACCAAGCCGGAUGUGGAAUGUCUGGAGCUGUUUGCUCGGAAUUUGCAGCCUGGGUGGACCAGUUGGGGCAAUGAAGUUCUCAAAUUCCAGCACAUAGAUUACUUCACUGCAUUCCAGAACAAAAGUGACAAGUAUCUGUAGGCUGGGGUUCUUGCGAGCGCUCUAGAUUUUGUCCUUGACAUCGAUGCUGCACUUGGGAAGCAGUAUGAAUUAACUGUAAGUCUGCAUGGUGUUUUUGAAAUCUGUGUGAUGAGCAUAACAGUGAUGCCUUCAGGUAUAUAAUUUGCUCCUGGGUUCAUCAUAUAUGUCCUCUGCUGUGGUAGGGUGACUUUUGCAAUCAUCUUCUGGAGUUUUUGUUGUUUGAGCCACCAUAUAAACAGCAGCCUUCAAAAAUUAGCCAUGCCCUUUGCAGUUGGGCUCCAAGGUGUGUCUGUACAUUGAAUCAUAUCUCAUGGAGAUGAUGGUAAUGAUGAUUCCUAUACCUAAGUUGACCCCUAAGGCAACUUAAAUUCGUACACAAAUACAGGAUGCAAUUUAUAAAAAAAGUUAAGACAACAAAAUCUCCACGUAUUACCAAAAGUCUAAAAGCCAAAUGCAUCCGUAUUCCAGCCAAAAGGAUAAAGGUCAGCCACCCACAAAAUGUCACAGGGCAGGGCAGGUGGAAAUGUUAUCCCUUCCUAGUCCAGUAGAGUCUGUCCUGAGAGAGAGACACAGAGAGUGUGAGAGAAUGUAAAGAGCCCAAAGUCAACAGUGUUCUUGUCACAACAAAAGCAAUAAUCAUGGCUUAUUUGGUUUCUGUGGGUUUUCAUCAUGAUUAACUUCAGCUUGAUUUAGGUCUCUGUCUGUAUUCUAAUGAUUCCUCUUUCUCAAAUAUAAAGGACCAGAAUUUCCCUGAAUAUGUAUUCUGACAUUAGCUCUUAAAAAGAUGUUUUAAAAUGGUUACUGCAAUAAUUUAAUAAUUUUUUUUGAAUGAUAAACUGCUUUUGUUCCUUUUUCUCCCCCUUAGGGUUUACUUUGGGGGGGGAAUGCUCUAAUAAAAAUUACCAUAUGUUUGUAUGCAAGACUGUAAGAAAAGGAGUAUAUCUUAAGAAGGGGUAACCAUUAUUUAAAAGAGAGCGGAAUAAAUUUGACUCUGCUACAAAUUAAAUAAACUUCGGAUUGUUCAGUGUGCUGUUAAAUUUUUAAAUAAGCUCAGGAUGUUCACAAGUUGACUGGAUUUUUUGUACUUUAAUAAUAAAAAAUCAAUUUCAGAGA